AUGAAGCUUGGUGUUGCUCCACCUGCAAAUAGAGGCAUUGGCAUACUUGACUUCAUCCUCAGGCUUAUCGCCAUCACCGGAACCCUAGCCGGUGCGAUCGCUAUGGCUACAACCAAUCAAACGCUUCCAUUUUUCUCUCGUUUCGUUCGGUUUAGAGCAAAGUUCGACGAUCUCCCUUCCUUUGCGUUUUUCGUGGUGGCGAGUUCGAUAGUGAGCGUGUACCUCAUUCUUUCGCUAGCUUUCUCCGUCCUACACAUCGUGAAGGCUAAUGCAGUCAACAGUCGGGUCCUCUUGCUUUUUCUCGACACGGCGGCAAUGGGUUUGCUGAUGGCGGGCUCAUCGGCGGCAGCAGCGAUCGUGCAGUUGGCACACGAGGGCAACAACAAAGUCAACUGGUUUGCGAUCUGUGUACAGUACAACUCGUUCUGCAAACGCGUGUCGGGAUCCUUGAUCGGGUCUUAUGCUGGCGUUCUCAUGUUGAUUCUCUUGAUCUUGCUUUCCGGUGUCGCUCUUUCUCGACGUUGA
This is a messenger RNA of Cynara cardunculus var. scolymus (artichoke), 525 nucleotides long. Its product is annotated as casparian strip membrane protein 1. NCBI's taxonomy places the organism in Eukaryota, Viridiplantae, Streptophyta, Magnoliopsida, Asterales, Asteraceae. The coding region runs from base 1 to 525 and encodes 174 amino acids. The transcript has 3 exons. The record is from RefSeq and is a predicted model, not a curated record.